AUGCAGAUGAGAUCUCCCCCUCCUUCCCAAGCCCUUCUGGAUCUCCAAAAACAAGGCUUAGAAUUGGCAGUAUCAGGGCCACCGAACAAUCUUCAGGUCACUGCGGGUCAUGUAUCAACGAGAUCGACACCUUCUGACAGGGAUAAACCCUUGCCACUUGAGCCCUCGGAGAGAAAAAGACGGUCGUCCAGUGUAUACAGUUCCGACACCACGAUAUCCAAUAUAAUUCGCAUGUAUGGAGGCCAUCGUGAACUAGACGAACUACCACCUGUGGCGAUACUACAUCAGCCGCAAGCUUAUCGAGACACUGUUGCGCCGUUGCUCAUCAAAUGUCUGAGUCUGAGUCACUCUCGAUCAGCCGCUUUUCAGACAAGCCCGAUGCCAAUGGAAAACAAGAUCACAUCUUCUUUCGUUGAAUUUUCGCGCGCUCGUUGUGAUCAAACACAUGAACCCGUGUCGCCGCUUUCUACGUCGUCUACCAACCAUCAUCGACAGGCAGCCUACGAUCAACUAGCUCCCCCAUCACCACAGGUAUCAUCUAUCGAAUUGUCUAUAUCUCUCUCACCAACUCCCCCUCUUCCGGACGCACUGUCGGGCACGAUAUCGGAUGUCGAGGGUUUCGAUUUAUUACCAUCUCCGUUGGGCUUCUCUCGUUCAAGUCCACCAAGUCCAGUGUUUGACGAGUGGAACGAGCCUUCCAAGUUUCACUAUUCAAAUCAUCACCAACAUCCCCAAGGACAUAUUCAACAAUAUGCAUCUGGUCAAGCCUGGUCUGACCAUUGGCUGGAAGACAGUUUCGUCCGCCACAGCCCUGUUUCGGAAGCCGCCAAACUUGAAGGAAGAAACUCCCAACCCAGCACAAGUUUGUCCGAGAAGGAGCAAGAGCAUGUCACGUCCUAUGCAGACACCCAACCCACACAGGCUAACGACGAAGCAUCAGCCCUCAAGACGUCGCAGAACAGUCGUGCCCGAUCUAGCCUCCAACAAGGGGUAACGAAUUUUCUCAGAACCUUGUCCAUCUCUAAUCGAACAGGUCGGAAUCAACAGUCCGCACCCUCGCGCGAGAAACAACCGAGCAUUCCCGCAACGUCAUAUCAAGUACACGAUGCCGAGAUCUUUUCCGAGAAACACAACAAGACACAACAAGAAGGACAACGGGUUCCUCCCCAGGGAAGGAAGUCUCUCGACUUCUUCAUGGCGUACCAGAGCGGUCAAAGUCAACUUGUCGGGGUGAUUGAGGGAGUUAAACGGAAACUAACCCGAAAGAUAUCGCAGAAGCGGCGGAGGAAGCUGAAGCAAAGUAUCAUUGUGGUUGGGCUGAGUGAGACUACGAGCGCGAUGGAUGCAAUGAAGCGAUUCCCUGCGGACGAUGAGGAUUCGUGGAUUUGA
Messenger RNA from Rhinocladiella mackenziei CBS 650.93, 1389 nucleotides. RefSeq lists its product as uncharacterized. Lineage: Eukaryota; Fungi; Ascomycota; Eurotiomycetes; Chaetothyriales; Herpotrichiellaceae. The transcript has a single exon. Bases 1 to 1389 code for a protein of 462 amino acids. The record is from RefSeq and is a predicted model, not a curated record.